Messenger RNA from Trichobilharzia szidati, 4303 nucleotides. The record is from the annotation of a GenBank genome assembly. Lineage: Eukaryota; Metazoa; Platyhelminthes; Trematoda; Strigeidida; Schistosomatidae.
AUGAAACUGGAAGAAUUCAAAGAAUCACCUGAGAAGUCUGAUAGUGUUGUUGUGGAACAGGCCAGUGUAAAUGAUAAUGUCGUCCUGUCCAUAGAUCGUAAGCACAGAUGUUCUGAGGGGGAUGACGAUAAUGAAAGUGGUCAAAAUGGCACUGGACCAAGCGAACCAAAACGUCAGUGUUUAUCUGCCUCCCAGGAUAUCAAUAAUGACAAUGUUGUGAAGGUGGAUCAUGAAUUUCAGUAUUGGUUUGUGUUCACUGUAGUGACAGCCGGUAGACAAGGCAGUGAAUUGGGGGCCGAUCAAACUCCGCUUGUUCAGUUCAAUGGAGUACUGGGUGACUUCUGCACCAAUAAAAUUAUUGAUCGGAUCACGAUAAAUCUUCAUCCUGAAAGCCUAACAAGAGUUUAUCAAUGUUCAACAGAUUCGACUGACAAAAUAUCGCACUCUCAAAUGAAUACAAACAGCAAUAACAAUAUUAAUAAUAAUAAUAACCACUUUAGAGGUGAAUUUCAAACUCAUACCGACUGGAAUAUAACUAGUCAUCCGACAUCUCUGAAUACAUCAGUCUCUCCGUCUACAAUAGAAUCGGGUAAAUACACAACAUCAACGCAUGUAAAUAUAUCAGCAGAAGCCCAAGAAGCUAUAGGUUUACAAGAUAUUGGACACGUUGAACAAAAUGCUUUGAAUUUCAAAGAGUCAGUCAAAAAAAUUUUACAUUGGUUACAAGAAAAUGGGGUGUCUGUUGACCAGCAUACUGACAAUAAGCCAAAUAUCCUACUGAUUACAGAGAAUCAUCAAUCUGUACGGAAUGUACUACACGCUGAAGCUGCCUAUCGUGGUUUGGAUGGUGAACUAAUGAAUCGGUCGCCUUGGCUAGUGUAUAAGGAUAUAAUUGGCUGUUGUGAACAAUUCAUUCAUCAUAAGAAGGACAGAGUUGAUGAUGUUGGGGAUAGGGAAGAACAACAAGAAAAAGAAAGUAAAGAAGCCCAGUUACAAAAUUUAUUUGAAGCUGCCCGUGCAUUAGAUAUUACAUGUGAAGAAACUAAAGUUGCCUCUGUUAAAGCUGACCUAAUGGCCAAUGUAAUGAUCAGCCUGACUGAGAAGGGUUAUCGAGUGAAAAACCCUGAAUUUGUACAUUACAACUAUGAGCAUAAAACAUUUUCACGAAAACUGAAAAUCGACGAUAGUCAAGUUGUUGAAAUUCGUCAAGUUCCAUGGACUGCAACUCCGGCUACAAUAGCUCAUUAUUUUGCUGGUCUUAAUGUUUAUCCCGGGGGUGUAGCUAUUCGUUUAACCGAUGGACGACGUAGUAAUACAGCUAUUGUAGCAUUCAGUGAUAAAAUGAAUGCUCAACUUGCACUGGCUAGAAAUCAACAUCAAUUGUGUGGUUCAUUGAUUGGAGAGCAUGUAAAUAGUACAACAGAUGUAAAUAACCUACCAUUGUUGACCAAUCAUAUUGCGAAUAGCAAUAAUAAUAACAGUGGUGCUUGUAAUUAUAAUUAUAAUAAUCGAAGUGAAUGCUCAAUGGACGGUGUACAAUUACAACAACAGCAACAGACUACAAGUACGAACACAAAACCAGUCUACCUACAGAUUCACCCAGCUACUGGAAGAGAAUUUGUUCAAUGUACUGGCUGUGAUCAAGAAUGUGUAACAAACUUUUUAAAUCAGCUGACCAGUGGAGAACAAGUUGUUGUACGCAUACGUGGUCUACCGUAUACAACAACUAAAAAACAGAUUGUGGAAUUUUUCAAACCUGUUCAAGUGUCAGUUAUGCUUGAAGAAGAAGGCGUCUAUUUGGUUGCCUAUCCUGAUCGACGUCCAACUGGUGAUGCAUUUGUAUUAUUCAGCGAUGAUUAUACAGCUACUAAAGCAUUGGGACGUCAUAAAGACUACUUGGGUGAUAGAUAUGUGGAGCUGUUUAAAGCAUCACCGUCUGAAAUGGUCCAGGUUUGUUAUAAUGUAACCCAAGUGCACAGUUCAAAUGCAUCGCAUAAAAAUCAUUCAGCUAUACUGGAUUAUCAUCAAACAAAUCCAAGAACAAGUAUCAUCACCUCGUUAACUUCGAAUGGAGGAGGAACACUGACGCCUGCCAACUGUUCAAAUUUGAUGAACUUCAUAAGUAACAAUAAUAGUAAUAAUAGCAAUGGGAAUUUAACUAAUGGAAGUAUUAUCAAUAGUAAUAUUAAUAAUAAUAUUACUAAUAAAGAAGCCCAUUUAAAUCGAACUCUGAACCAGCUAAAAUCUGUCAUGAGCUCUGGUGCCUUAUCCAAUUUAUCAAAUCUAUGGAAUUCUAGUCUACUUCCCUUAGGUUUAUCACACCAUUUGUUGACACCACUUAGUGAAACAGGCUUAAAUGGUGGUAAUAUAAUCACAAAUAAUGGUACAUCCAGCCUACCGUCAACACUUCCAUUAGCCUCAACAACUGAUCCUUCAACUCACUUGAAUCAUCUCCUAUCAAGUAUUUCUGUUGUAAAUCCUGUUAUUCGUGAUCUAACCGACCCUACGGAUCCGGAAUGUCCAUUUGCCAGACCUCUACCUAUCGGUGGAGCAUGUGCUAUGGUCCAGUUGAAUGAAUUACCGCUAGAAACAUCAAGACAUGAUAUACGAUUGUAUUUGGGACCGGCAAAUUUUGCAAAAGUUUAUCGAAUGAGAAGAAUGGAAAAUUUGCCCAACAGUCAUACGUCCACAUGGUUGCUAUCCUUGAUCAAUACAAAUGAAGCUAUCCAAUUCAUUCGAGAUUUAGUCAAUAGAACAUUCACAAUAACUACUGUAGGUGGUGUUUGUAAUCGUGGACAUACUUCAAAUACUACUACUACUAACAAUAAUAAUAGUAAUAGUAAUAAUGGAAAUAAGCAAAUGAAAAUUCUGUCAAAUAUUCCCACGUUUGCACUUUAUAGCGUUAAUCAAGAGGGUAAGCUAUCAGUGAUUAUCUUGUCAGAUAUUGGUCUUGGCAUUCCACUGCAUAGGAUACAUCCAACAUCUUGCGGAAGAUUACCACAACCAGCAGUUGUAACAGUGGCGGGAGCACCGACGGCGGCAUCAUCGAAUAAUGAGACUGUCAGUAUUAGUAAUAACAAUAAUAAUAACAGUAAUAAUAAUUUGAAUUGGUCACAACAUCAGCAACAACAAUCAAUAAAGUUUCCAAUAACAACAAAAUAUGAUGAUCAAAAUAUACUGAAUACUGUUACUUCACCCGUUCAACUGUCAGAUCCACAUUCAGUCUUAAAACGAUUAACUCAACCAGUCAGAAAUUUCGAUAUAUCGCAUUUUAUCAAUUCAAUACCUGGUCUAAAUCUUCAAUCUCCAGUCAACACUCAAGAUCAAGAAGGAUUAUUGCUACCAACCAGUCUUAUACCUUCAACAAAUCAAGGAAGUUCAUGCAUUCCAUUGGAUCCUAAACUUCCAACAAUUGUAAAUGAUGCCUCAAUAGCUCAAAAUCGAUUCAGUCAAUCAGGUUUGACAGCAUCUAUGGUUAUGCUAACCGGUGCUCCGGUUGAUGCAACACAAGAAGAAUUAGCAUCAUUAUUCAAUCCUGUUCGUCAUCUACUGACGGCUCAGCCAUACUUUAUACCAUUUCAAUAUCAACCAAAUGGUACAGCUAAUUUUCUAGCCUGUUUUAACAAUCCACUCGAUGCACAAACAGCAGUACAUUACUGUCCAAAUGGUAGUCUGCGAUCAAGUCAAUAUAUAAUAGGAGCAGCAUGUUUAAUACCGCCAACAAAUAUGAUAACGUUGACAGCGAAUAAAAAUUAUCCUAUAACACCAGUAAAUAUACUUCCUGUUAAUACAACAAAUAUGUUAUUGCCUAAUAGCCUGAUGAACUCUUCAAAUCUUCCACAAAGGAAUGAUCUAUUCAAUUCAGGAAUUCUUUUCAUACCUCCAAAUUUAUCUUCACAAACAUCAGCAUCAUCAUCGCCAUCAUUACCAUCAACGACAACAACAACAACAACAACAAUAACACCACCAAUAUCUGUACUUCAUCCAAAUCAACUGCAUUUUCAAUGAUUUAUUCAGCAUGCCAUUGAGAUGAGUCUCUGCUUUUCUCAUCUUUCAAAUUAGUCACUUUAUUUUUUCACUGAAUUUGUAUUAGUGAUUUUGUUUUUGGGGUUUUUUUAUAGUGUGUUGAGAUACCUCGCCUUGUUUUUUUCUCUCUCAAUGUUUCAUCUUUUCUCCUUUCUUCAUUUUUUUCUUUGUACAUGAUGAAAACGCAUAAAAACACGAACAAAAACAACAGAACAGCAGCAACAACAAUAAUCACAGUGUAACACAGGUUCCUUUAUUCAACUUUGAAAGUGUGUGU